GCCAUGGAAAACAAAAAGGCCCGGGGGACGGGGAGGGGAGGAGAAGCCCGAGGAGGGCCGAGGGAACCGGCACUGCCUUUUUCCCCGCUGCAGAGGAGCGAAGGCGCCGGGGCUCCGUCUCCUGCAGCCGCCGGAGGAAGGAUGAGGCCCCUGCUCUGCUGCCUGGGGCUGGCUGUACUCCUGGGGCCCUGCCUGGCCUGUCCCAGCACAUGCUCCUGCUCCAUCAAGAAGAAUGGGCGGCUGUUGGCCGAGUGUGCCUACAAGGAUCUCCAGGAGGUACCCAAGGGAUUAUCCUCCAAUGUGACCAUCCUCACCUUGUCAGCCAACAGGAUCAGCUGGUUGGGGCAGGGCUCCUUUGCCGAAGUUCCUGAAGUGCAGUCGCUGUGGUUGGGCUACAACCAGAUCGGGGUGGUAGAACCAGGGACUUUCGCCUUGUUGGUGCACCUGAAGAAUUUGGACUUGAGCCACAACAAGAUUGCAGAUUUCCCCUGGCAGGACCUGCGUAACCUCAGCGGUCUGCAGAUCCUGAAGAUGAACAACAACCGCCUGGCUGGGCUGCCUAGGGAUGCUUUCCGCUCCUUGAAGGACCUGCGCUCCCUCUGGCUCAACGACAACGAGUUGACCACCUUGGCCGAGGGCACCUUUAACAACCUGCCCUCCCUGUCACAGCUGCAGAUCUUCAACAACCCCUUCAACUGCUCCUGCAAGGUCUUCUGGCUGAAGAAGUGGACUGAGAACACCUCCGUCUCCAUCACCAAGGGGGGAUCUACCCUCUGUGUGGCUCCCAGCAAGCUGAAGGGCAGGGCAGUGACAGACAUCCCUGACCACCACUGUGUUGCCCCCUCUGUGCAGCUCACCUACCUCUCCAACCUGGACAACACCGUCAUGUAUGAUGGCCUCACCCUGACCCUGCACUGCAGCGUGGCGGGCAACCCUCCACCAGAGAUCAGGUGGAAGAUUCAGACCUCCAGCCGCCGCGUUGAGAUCAGCGGGCCCAACGUGGCACGGGAUGGAAACAUCAAGCAGAGCCAAGAGCGCUUCUUGGUCUUCAAGAACGGCACCAUGGCCAUCCCAAAAUUCAGCAAGGAGGAUGAAGGCAUCUACACCUGUCUCGCUGUUAAUGAUGUGGGCACACGGGAUGUCUCAGUCAAUGUGGCCUUGGCUGGGUCAGAGAAUCCAGCUGAAGACCUACUCCGAGAUGACCCCCUAGCCAGCCACCUUGGGGGCCGGAGCUGCUACAAGGGGGAUGAAAUGGAUCCCUCUGGUGUUGGAGAAAAGCUGGUUAUUGUUUACCACAUGCCAAAGGAGUCAAAGAGCAGGGCUGGAGGAGUGGUGCCCCAGGUCCACCUGGGGACCCUCCUACUGGCUUUGGGCAUUGUGCUCUGUUGUUAAAGGGAGGAGGAAAUGGUGCCUCAGAGGUUCUCCCUCUUUCUGUAGCAUUUAUCUUCACGUAGUGCCAUGCCUUUGCUGAGCUUCUGGGAGCUGUGGGCAGUCAGGAGUCAAAGGGGGCUGGUAGUUCAACCCCUCCUUAGAUGGGGGUCAGGGCUGGGCUCCAUCAGCUGAGAGCUUCAAAAAAGCGUGGGUGAUGUAGAGCAGAUCCUCAUUAUGCUGCUGCUUUCCGAGUGUCCAAAUCUGCUGCCUCUUGACUUAUUUCCCUCCUGAGACCAAAGAGCAGCUGCAGGAUUACAGUCCACCCUCAACAGGGUGAUCAUCACCCAUCCCCAGAGCCCACCACCAUCAGUCCUCCUCCAUCCGCAGCAGCGAGCUGUGACCAGGGAGGGGAUCUCUUGCUAAGAGGAUUCCAUCAGUCCAGCAGCCCCAAAGAUGAUGUCCCUGCUGUGACCAGUGCCCUGGUCCUUGGCCAGGCACAUCCUUCCUAUCACCAACCUCAGGUGAAGUACCAGGAGCAGAAAAACCAGUUUGAGAUGGGGGGAAUAGCCUGGGCAUGGGGGCCUAAGGUCUCAGGGCACGUGGCUCUGGGGGACAGAGAUAUGACUGAGUUUUACAGGAUGGAUAUAGUAGGAUACAAUGGAUGGGGCCACAGGCUUGGAUCAGGCGGUUUGUGUGGAGCAGGAGGUUUUCCACAGGGUUCAUCCCUGCUUGUUGCAAGAUGGAAUUUUCAUUCCAUCAUUAGAAAGUGGCCUCAAGUUGCACCAGGGGAGGUUUAGAUUGGAUAUCAGAAAAAAUGUGUUUACUGAAAGAGUGGUGAAGCCCUGGCAGAGGCUGCCCAGGGAAGUAGUGGAGUCUCCAAACUUGAGAGGGUUCAAAGUACAUGUAGAUGUGGCACUUGGGGACAUGGUUUAGUUAGCAUGGUGGUAUUGUGUUGAUGGUUGGACUUAGAGGUCUUUUCCAACCUUAACGAGCCUAUGAUUCUAAAAUCAAGCCCUGCCGCCCUCAAUACCUCUCCCAGAUGUGAUGCAGCUGAUUUGCGCCUCCCUGCCCCUCCCCUUUCACCACUGAAUCCUGUGGUCCAAAAUGCUCGUCUGGGCUGGACCCACCGAGCUGCCCUGCUCUGGCUCUGACCCUGGCAGAGAGGGAUUGAGCUCAAAGAGAGCAAAAUAAUUUCCCAGUGCUCCUCUCUGAUGGGAAACCAAGUGGGAGGUGUUCGAUGGAGUGAGAGGAAGAAAGACUGGGAAAACCCAGGCAACAGAAAGAGAAGCUGAGCUGACCUAUAAGCCAUAAACACACUCCUUAAGUGCUUUAGCAUUCCCAUGCGGUACCUAUAUACCAUACCCAGCUGCCCCAGGGUGCCGAGGAACCUCAUGUCUCAUGGCAGGGGCAUGAGCAUCUCCAUCUCCCUCACCCUGGGGCAUGGGCGGUCCAGCUCUUGCGCCUUCUGCCAGUCCUCGCCUGUGGGAGCUGGAUGGAACCCUGCAGCCACCCUCGCCUUAUAACCAAAGCCAUACAGACAGCAAUAAAUACCUUCUUUUUU
This is a messenger RNA of Cuculus canorus (common cuckoo), 2932 nucleotides long. Its product is annotated as immunoglobulin superfamily containing leucine-rich repeat protein-like. The record is from RefSeq and is a predicted model, not a curated record. Bases 4 to 1392 code for a protein of 462 amino acids. The transcript has 2 exons. Gene Ontology annotation, molecular function: protein binding. Lineage: Eukaryota; Metazoa; Chordata; Aves; Cuculiformes; Cuculidae.